UGGAGGAGUGGGCUGAGGUGAGGGGCCAGGGUCCCAAGGGCUGUGGGGGUGUCUUGCUGCCUGAGUCCAGCUGCCAGGCCUCUUCAUAACCAAAGAUACCAUCAAGAUGCCCAAGAUGGAAAAAACUGUGCUCCAGAAUGAUUCCAAUGAAGCAGAGAAUGGAACCCAUAAGCCUGAAACACCAGAGCAAACCCAAGAAAACCAGAGCUUCUGUUUAGAUGACCACUCUGCUGCAAGCCGACCUGAAGUACUUUCUGUCACGGAUCUGAUAAAGACAGUUAAUGAAAUUUCUAAGCUUAGCAUUGCUCAUGAAAUCGUGGUAAAUCAAGAUUUUCACAUGGAAGACAGUGUAUUACCUCCCAACAGUCUGGAAGGCAGGAUUAUGGAGACAAUGUACAAGGCUUUUUGGGAUCAUCUGAAAGUCCAGCUAUCAAGUACUCCAGCUAACUUCACUCCUGCACUUGAACUCCUAAAAGAAGUUAAGGAGAUAUUGCUGUCACUGCUAUUACCACGCCAGAACAGCCUAAGAGAUGAGAUUGAAGAAGCUCUGGACAUAGAUCUCCUCAAGCAGGAAGCAGAGCAUGGGGCCCUGGAUGUCCCUCAUCUCUCCAACUACAUUCUUAAGUUGAUGACCCUGCUGUGUGCACCAGUCAGAGAUGAAGCAGUGCGAAAAUUACAGAGCAUAACAGAUCCUGUGCAGUUACUGAGGGGCAUCUUCCAUGUUCUGGGCCUGAUGAAAAUGGACAUGGUGAACUAUACUAUACAGAGCCUCCGACCCUACCUGAAGGAACAUUCUAUCCUGUAUGAACGAGCUAAAUUCCAGGAACUCCUCAACAAGCAACCCAAUCUCCUUGAUUGCACCACAAAGUGGCUAACCAAAACAGCUCUAGACCUCACUACACCACCUUCAAGUUCUCCUGACUCUCCCAGCUCCUCCGUCGUGGCCCGUUCAUCUCCAAAUUGGGCAGUGGACAACCCACAACUUCCCAGUUCCACAAUGGUGCUAUACCAGGGUUACCUGAACCUUCUUCUCUGGGAUCUUGACAGUAAAGAGUUUCCCGAGACUCUGCUAAUGGAUAGAAUCCGGCUGCGGAACAUGGAAUCCCAGUUGAAGCAGUUGGCCAUUCUUACCUCAGUCUUGCUAGUGGCCAGAAGUUUCUCUGGUAGUGCUUUAUUCAGCUCAACUGAAUUUGUGAAUAAACUGAAACACAUAACCAAGGCUCUGAUGGGGGAAUUUAACUCCAGGCCUGAAGAGACUAUGGUGAGUGUGAGUGAACAAGUGUCUCAGAAAAUCCAUGAACGCCUCAAAGACAUGGGCCUAACUGCCCUGAGUAGUGAAAAGAAAGCCUCUCUUAGAGGCCAACUUCAGAACAUUGCCAAGAAAGAGAACUGUGUUCGUAGCAUCAUUGAUCAGCGGAUCCACUUGUUUCUCAAAGGCUGUUUGGUUCGCGGGAUGCAGGAGUCUCUGCUAGACUUCCCUGUUGGCCUUAUUCUCAUCAAGGGGGAGCUGACAAAACUGGGUUGGAAGUUUUUCAAUCUGAUGCGUCACAAUCAGCAGGUAUUUAGCCCCUAUUAUGAUGAAAUCCUUAAAGAUAUCAUCCCUUCAGCUCAGGCACAAGAAACAGAAGUGGAGUCUAUCUGAUAGUGCCAGACCCCAGUCUGGCCAUAGGGACCCAGGAGAGAGGGCUAAGUAUGUUCCUGGGAUGACAUCACCUGUGCCCAGCAGAGUAGCCUCUUCCUCACUUCAAUCUGGACUCAAGGUUGCAGGAUUCCAACAUGUAAAUACAAACUGGCCCAGCCCCCUUCAUAAUAAACUUCUGUGCUGCAAGAAAACCUCA
Molecule: messenger RNA, 1838 nt
Organism: Cervus elaphus (red deer)
Lineage: Eukaryota; Metazoa; Chordata; Mammalia; Artiodactyla; Cervidae
Product: T-complex protein 11 X-linked protein 2-like
Exons: 10
Coding region: 107-1642 (511 amino acids)
Biological process (GO): regulation of sperm capacitation
Cellular component (GO): acrosomal vesicle; sperm flagellum
Source: RefSeq, a predicted model, not a curated record